GUCGACAUUGUUGACGAAAGCAAUCAAGUAUUGCGCCAAGAGCGUCGGGAAAUCAUGCGCAAAGAACGGCUGUUGCACCGUUCUACUUAUAUUUUUGCGCGAAACAGCCAGGGAGAGUACUAUGUGCAGAAACGAACCAUGCUCAAGGACUACUGUCCUGGGUACUACGAGGUGGUGGCCGGUGGAGUGGUGGGGGCAGGCGAAACCUACGCCGAGAAUGCCGAUCGAGAGGCGGAGGAAGAGCUGGGCAUUCCACCUUCUGCGGGAAAAAAGCAUUUGUUCACUUUCUUGUACCAAGAUGAGCAAAUUCGUGUCUUUGGUGACGCCUGGGAAGUAGUGUGGGACGGAGCCUUGACAUUGCAAAAGGAGGAAGUCGAAAGCGUGCAUCCCAUGACGCUUGAGGAAGUUUUUAUUCGGGUCGAGGCUGGAGACAAGUUCACGCCCGAUUCGCUGUAUGCGACCCGGAAGUAUCUUGACUUUUUGCGCGAAAAGGGAGAAAAGUCAAACGGAAAUUGA
Nannochloropsis gaditana CCMP526 is the source of this 516-nucleotide messenger RNA. Its product is annotated as nudix hydrolase. The transcript has 5 exons. Bases 55 to 516 code for a protein of 153 amino acids. The record is from RefSeq and is a predicted model, not a curated record.